Chlamydomonas reinhardtii is the source of this 2789-nucleotide messenger RNA. RefSeq lists its product as uncharacterized. The record is from RefSeq and is a predicted model, not a curated record. Bases 160 to 1665 code for a protein of 501 amino acids. The transcript is spliced from 8 exons. Gene Ontology annotation, molecular function: cysteine-type endopeptidase activity. Gene Ontology annotation, cellular component: lysosome. Lineage: Eukaryota; Viridiplantae; Chlorophyta; Chlorophyceae; Chlamydomonadales; Chlamydomonadaceae.
CCUACAGCCAGACUGCACAGGCUCUCCAUAAGGGAGCCAAACAUAAUAGAUCUAAGCACAGCCUGGCCGCUGCACGAGAUUCGCUUGUCAGGCCAGAACCCUAAGGCGAAGCCAAAGUCUUGCAGCGCCCGUUUUUUCGUCCGCGAGGCGUUCUCAAAGAUGGCUCUUAGAUUGCUAGGUGCAGCUGUGGUGCUGGCGGCCUUCGCCAGCGCCGGGGCCCUCCAGGACCGCCUUCUGCGCGCGCAGCACACGCAAAUGCUGCUGGAGGCCCAGGCAAACCCUCUGGGCGCCUUCAAGGAGUGGGCCCAGACGCAUUCCCGGUCCUACGUUAACGACGUCGCGGAGUUUGAGAACCGCUUCAAGGUCUGGCUCGAGAACCUUGAGUACGUUCUCGCCUACAACGCGCGCACCACGUCGCACUGGCUCACGCUCAACCACCUGGCCGACCUGUCGACGCCCGAGUACAAGUCGAAGCUGCUGGGCUUCGAUAACCAGGCUCGCGUUGCUCGCAACAAGUUGAAGACCGGCUUCAGGUACGAGGACGUGGAUGCCGAGGCGCUGCCCCCCGCCAUCGAUUGGCGCAAGAAGAACGCCGUUGCCGAGGUCAAGAACCAGGGCCAGUGCGGCUCCUGCUGGGCCUUCGCCACCACCGGUAGCGUGGAGGGCAUCAACGCCAUCGUGACUGGCAGCCUGGUGUCACUGUCGGAGCAGGAGCUGGUGGACUGCGACACGGAGCAGGAUAAGGGCUGCAGCGGCGGCCUGAUGGACUACGCCUACGCCUGGAUCAUCAAGAACAAGGGCAUCAACACGGAGGAGGACUACCCCUACACCGCCAUGGACGGCCAGUGCGACGUCGCCAAGAUGAAGCGCCGCGUGGUCACCAUUGACAGCUACGAGGACGUGCCCGAGAACGACGAGGUGGCUCUGAAGAAGGCCGCCGCGCACCAGCCUGUGGCUGUGGCCAUUGAGGCGGACGCCAAGUCGUUCCAGCUGUACGGCGGCGGCGUGUACGACGACCCCACCUGCGGCACCAGCCUGAACCACGGCGUGCUGGUGGUGGGCUACGGCAAGGACGUGACUGGAUCCGGAUCCAACUACUGGAUCGUGAAGAACAGCUGGGGCGCGGAGUGGGGCGACGCCGGCUACAUCCGCCUCAAGAUGGGCUCCACCGACGCCGAGGGCCUGUGCGGCAUUGCCAUGGCUCCCUCCUACCCGGUCAAGACGGGCCCCAACCCGCCCACCCCCGGCCCCACUCCCGGCCCCUCGCCCAAGCCCGGCCCCAAGCCCGGCCCCAAGCCCGGCCCCACCCCGCCCGGCCCCGUCAAGUGCGACGACGACAACGAGUGCCCCAACGGCUCCACCUGCUGCUGCGUCAACGAGAUCUUCAACAUGUGCUUCCAGUGGGGUUGCUGCCCCAUGCCCAAGGCCACCUGCUGCGACGACCACGAGCACUGCUGCCCCGCCGACCUGCCCGUGUGCGACACGGACGCGGGCCGCUGCCUGCCCUCGGCCGGCGUGUUCCUGGGGUCCAAGCCCUGGGCGGCCAAGACGCCGGCCGUCCGCCGCCCCCGCUCCACGUCGCUGGGCGGCAUGGCGGGCCGCCUGGCGCAGAAGUUCAUGGGUGGCGGCCGCGGCUUCCUGCGCCGCGGCGAGCCGAUGAACUAGACAUGCGAGUCUGGGUGCGAGUGCGAUGGGCGGCGCUGCUACAACGGCUGUAGCAGCUGCAGCGGCUGCAGCUGUCUCUGGCGCGCUGCUGUGGCGCUGCGACGAAGCUGGGGGAAACGGCAGUAACUAGAGGCGCGUCUGCCAUAUACACAUCGCAAACAAGCACACGAGCAGCACAGCGGCCCGAUCUGCAAGCUCGCGUGUGUUCAUUGCGCGCGCUGCAACAUUGGCGGCCUUAAUAGCAAUCACGGUCGGCCUGCGGGCGGAAGUGCGAGCCUCAACCCUCGAUUACUCAGCCAGCAGGAGCAGCAGCAGCCACAAAGCAGCCGCUGUCUUUGUAGUCAGUGGGCGCACUCCCUAAUUGUACGAUGUACGGACUUGUGUUUUACGGUUUGCUUUCGAGCCGAGCCGUCUCGCGGUGUGCGCGGGCGGUUGUGGCUGAAUGACACAACGAUUGAAACAGACCCACAGAGCGUGAGCUAGGCGCGGCGGGGCGUUUUAACUAUCUUGCUCGGGCGCGGUGCUAGCGGGAUGUGUGGACUGGUUCGCAUGUGUGCAGUACGUUUGUUUGCUCUAGUGUGUUAGGGUGCGUGUGUCCCACCUCUCUGAUUUCGGACAUCCUGUGUGUCGAUGCAUCCCGCACUUUCUUCGCUGAUGCCGGCUGCCUUGCAACACGAACACACGUAACAUACCCUGGUGUUGCAAUUCGGUGCUGGCUGUUUGCAGUCUGGAGAUGUUGGUGGCAGGAGUGUUGCGCCAGUGUAUGAUUAGCUCAAAUGCGUGUGUACCUGCCUGACUUUGCGGGGUGAACACCCAACCAUUUUUCACCACACAAAUUGCGCGUGAGCGCCCGAACCGGACAUGCGUCGCCAUCAGUGCGGGGCAGGCUAUGUGCGCGCCAAGCAAGCAAGCAAGCACCAGUCUACUGCUACUGAUAGCAGAGUGUGUACAUCGACAGACGAGGCAUGGAGGAAUGGUGCGCAGCCCCAGGCGGCUCAAAGUGGUGGUGACGGGGGAGGCACGGGCAGGCUGACUGGAGCACACACUUCCUACCUGGGCUCCCGGCGCAAUGUCCUUGUGCCUCCCGGUGUACAGUAAAGGCUAUCCUGUAACAGAGAUGCGGC